AUGAUGUCCACCCCACAAGGAGGACCGUCCCCAAAUGAAGGUGAAAGUGUCAUUGUAGUACCCAUCAACCCAACUUUCAGUGAUGGUGAUAGGGAAACCUGGCCGAAAGAUCCCAAAUAUGGAAUGCCGGAUGACUCCGUUUAUCGAGAGAAACUGGCGAAGCUUUGGCUGCAGAAGACGGGAGCAUAUAAACCUGGGAUGCAAUAUGAGCUCGACAGGUUACCAGAUGGUUAUGCCCUUCUUGAUAGACCGCGUAUGUCCAAGCCAGAUAUCCGUGAUAAAUUUCUCUGGGGUCACCCGGUCGGGCAAUAUUUCUUCUCGCCUAUACAAUUUUUCCCUCAUUUCUAUUAUCUAAUGACCGGUGGGACGACACCAUGUCCCUGCGCGCUUUGUGAAAAGUUAUCAAGCCGUCAAGAAGGACGGCGAAAACCUGGACGGCCUGUGGGCAGCUCCAGUUCUGUAGCGAGCCCGGUUGCAAGGCCGGCCGGUCGGAAGACCACCUGGGCGGCCACCGGGAAGACCUCCUGGGAGCUCAAUAGGAAGACCGCCCGGGAGACCACCAGGAAGGCCACCGGGAAGGCCACCGGGAAGGCCACCAGGAAGGCCACCAGGAAGGCCACCGGGGAGACCAACAGGGUUGACGAUGCGCUCUAUUCUCGACAGUGA
Messenger RNA from Aspergillus tanneri, 666 nucleotides. RefSeq lists its product as uncharacterized. The coding region runs from base 1 to 666 and encodes 221 amino acids. The record is from RefSeq and is a predicted model, not a curated record. Gene Ontology annotation, cellular component: rDNA heterochromatin; SHREC complex. NCBI's taxonomy places the organism in Eukaryota, Fungi, Ascomycota, Eurotiomycetes, Eurotiales, Aspergillaceae. The transcript has 5 exons. Gene Ontology annotation, biological process: silent mating-type cassette heterochromatin formation.